AUGGGCGUCAUUGCACCAGAGUUCCCCGCUGGACCGGACCGGCUGACACCAUCUCAGAGUAGGAAAAACUUCUUCAGUGUCUGGAUCCUCUGGGAAGGACCACCAGAAAAAAAAGUAGUGGUACACCUCAAGAAGUUGGAUACAGCUUAUGAUGACUUUGGCAAUUCCGGCCAUUUCACCAUCAUUUACAAUCAAGGCUUUGAGAUUGUGUUGAAUGACUACAAGUGGUUCGCCUUUUUUAAGUAUAAAGAAGAGGGCGGCAAGGUAACCAGUUACUGCCACGAGACCAUGACUGGCUGGGUCCAUGACGUGCUGGGCCGGAACUGGGCCUGUUUCACCGGAAGGAAGACAGGAAAUAACUCUGAGAACAUGAACAUGAACACAGCACGCCUUGCGGGUCUUGAGGAAACGUAUUCUAAUAGGCUCUACAGAUAUAACCAUGACUUCGUGAAAGCUAUCAACGCCAUUCAAAAGUCUUGGACUGCAGCCCCAUACGUGGAAUAUGAGAGUCUUACCCUCAAAGAGAUGAUCAGGAGAGGUGGUGGCCACAGCCGGAGAAUUCCAAGGCCCAAACCUGCGCCAAUAACUGCUGAAAUACAGGAAAAGAUUUUGCAUUUGCCAAAAUCCUGGGAUUGGAGAAAUGUUCAUGGUAUCAAUUUUGUUACUCCUGUUCGAAACCAAGGGUCUUGUGGAAGCUGCUACUCAUUUGCUUCUAUGGGGAUGAUGGAAGCAAGAAUCCGCAUACUAACCAACAAUACUCAGACCCCAAUCUUGAGUCCUCAGGAGGUUGUGUCUUGCAGUCAGUAUGCUCAAGGCUGUGAAGGCGGCUUCCCGUACCUCAUCGCCGGGAAGUACGCCCAGGACUUCGGGCUGGUGGAAGAGGACUGCUUCCCCUACACGGGCACGGAUUCGCCCUGCAGACCGAAAGACGGCUGCUUCCGCUACUACUCUUCCGAGUACCACUACGUGGGCGGCUUCUACGGGGGCUGCAACGAAGCCCUGAUGAAGCUCGAGCUGGUCCAUCACGGGCCCAUGGCCGUCGCCUUUGAAGUCUACAACGACUUCCUCCACUACCGCCAGGGCGUCUACCAGCACACGGGGCUGCGAGACCCUUUCAACCCCUUCGAGCUGACCAACCACGCCGUGCUGCUCGUGGGCUACGGCACCGACGCGGCCUCUGGGCUGGAUUACUGGACUGUGAAAAACAGCUGGGGCACCAACUGGGGUGAGGACGGUUACUUCCGCAUCCGCCGGGGAACCGAUGAGUGUGCGAUUGAAAGCAUAGCGCUGGCGGCCACCCCGAUUCCGAAACUGUAGGGUGUCCCUCCCAGGGUUUCAUGCUGACCACAGUCAGCCAGGAAGGGAAGAUGCCUUAUUCACAGACUGGAGACGUUUACAGUAUUGCUCCUGCGGUUGCAAAAGAUUAUAGAUACCUUCCUGUGAAGAUGUGUGCCUUUACAAUUAAAAGUGCCCUUGAUUUUAAAUAUACUUUCCCGUUGAACAGCAGUCUGCUUUUUCCUCAGUACUCUGUUCAAUAAGGUUUUUAUGGAGGAUGGUGAAUGAUGAAGUAAUGGAUUUUGCUAAUCAUUUUGUGAUUCAAACACAUGAUGUAUUUUAAAAAAAUCUACGUGAAUUCACAGGCUUAUUUUUAAAUUGUAUAAAUUGUGAGAAAAUACGACAAUGGUUAUUAAAUUUAAAAAAAUUUUAAAAAUAUUCAAGUGAUAUGUAUUAUUGAAUUUAUGUAUGUGCUUAAGAGAAGUUUUACUCUUGACUCCUUCUGUUAUAUUUCUUUGUUUCAUGUAUGUAAAUACUUGAAAACUCAUUUCAGGGCAUUUCAACUAAAAACAACACAAUUAUGAAAUUUACAGUAGGGGGUAUAUGCAAUUAAAAUCUGGUGAACUGUU
Molecule: messenger RNA, 1904 nt
Organism: Odocoileus virginianus texanus
Lineage: Eukaryota; Metazoa; Chordata; Mammalia; Artiodactyla; Cervidae
Source: RefSeq, a predicted model, not a curated record